AUGCAGACUGCUUCUACAAACAUCUGUGAGAGACUGUGCAAUAAGUCCAUGUGUGAAAUUUCCUUGCUAAAAAAAUAUUUCACUGUUAGUGGUAUUAUAACAAAGUGGAAGCAAGUGGAACAACAGCAACUCAGCCACAAAGUGGUAGGCCAUAUAAAAUGACAGAGCGGGGUCAGCGCAUGCUGAAGUGCACAGAAGUCACCAACUGUCUGCAGAGUCAAUAGCUAAAGACAAAAAUUCAUGUGGCCUUCAGAUUAGCACAACAACAGUCCAUAGAGAGCUUCAUGGAAUGGGUUUCUAUGGCCGAGAAGCUGCAUCCAAGCCUUACAUCACCAAGUGCAAUGCAAAGCGGUGGAUGCAGUGGUGUAAAGCACGCUGCCACUGGACUCUAG
This is a messenger RNA of Staurois parvus, 392 nucleotides long. NCBI's taxonomy places the organism in Eukaryota, Metazoa, Chordata, Amphibia, Anura, Ranidae. The record is from the annotation of a GenBank genome assembly.